This is a messenger RNA of Pleurotus ostreatus (oyster mushroom), 1947 nucleotides long. RefSeq lists its product as uncharacterized. The record is from RefSeq and is a predicted model, not a curated record. The transcript is spliced from 2 exons. NCBI's taxonomy places the organism in Eukaryota, Fungi, Basidiomycota, Agaricomycetes, Agaricales, Pleurotaceae. The coding region runs from base 1 to 1947 and encodes 648 amino acids.
AUGCUUGCUGCUUCUUCUCCUCAACCACCACCACGCAGGAAUCGCACCCCCGUCUCUAUAUCCCAUCCAAUGCAGCACGACUUUUCUUCUGCCUCCUCGUCUGCUGCUGCAGCUGCGUCUACACUCAAGUUCUCGCCACCGACGACGACCCCCGGUGGGCACCAUCGGAAUCGACCUUCUAUCUCAAAUCCAAUGCAUUGGCUGAGCAGGAACAACAGCGGCUCCGUGUCAGGACGACAGGACAAGUCUAUUCGAUCCAUUGAAAUUCUCAGCCCCCAGAGGCGAGGUGUUCUCGGCGCAGGCGCCACCGUAGUACGCACUCCAGACGAGGCCCUGAGAGACUCUAGUGUCCGCCUCACGUACGGAGAUCAAUCAUUCGAGCCAUCUUCGCUAGUGCCCAAAUCAGAACCAGAGCUCCCAGCGUCAUCAUCAUCAACAACAAUAUCGAAGCCUAAACAUCACCGCCUUCCAUCGACGGAUUCUCUGCGUGGAAGGUUACAGGAGCGCCAGCUCGCAGCUAGGCAACAGAGAUUCGGGGCACCGGUCUCACAAGAGUCACUUGAUGAAGUUGACGAGGUUGAAGGGACUGUUGGUCGUGUAGAGCAUGAGCCGAUCACCCGAAUCUCCGAGCGCCCUCAGCUCGAGGUAGAUCAGGCGAGCAUUCACAGCGAAUUGCCUUCGCCCCCGUACAGCCCUUCCUUGCCACCCCUUCCUUUAUCAGACCCGAACUCCUUCGUUUCGGAAGCAUCUUCAUUGUCAUCUUUCUCAAUGCCGCCCAGAGAAUUACGCCGCACUCCACCUCCGCCUGUAGGAGAGAACACGCCACAGAUCCCCCCAAUAGGACCAAGGCCUGCUCCGCAGGCAAUCGCCAUUGAGAGGUCAACAUCGUCUUACAGUGUUGAAGACUUCCCUGUGCCACCUCUCCCUUCCACCUCAGCAAUCUCUAACGCAGAUGCUGGCGUGCCUCCACCCUCCCCUCCCCCAGCCUUCCGUGCAAUACUGCUCUCCGAGAUACCAAGUAGUGCAAUUGACCUCUCCAAAAUCAUCAUUACGUUGGAAACAUCAACCUCGAGCUAUCGCACAACAGUUGAUACGCUGUGCUCCCGUACAUCACACCUCGCAUCCUACCUCAUCUCCCUACUGCACCCACAGGAGAAAGAGAACGACGCGGCGUCGAUAUAUUCGAACCAGAGUGAUGAUAUGUCAACGUACCAGCAUCACCUCACCGGGUUGGGACUGCUUUCCCAGAGUUCGUUCAGUAUGCACCUCUUCCUGGACAGACCGAGUACUCCAUAUGCUCACAUCCUCCACUACCUCCGCUCCCCUCUCGGCACGGAUGAACACCCCGAAGUCCUCCCACACACCGUCAGACUCCCCUCCACAAACUCUUAUCCCUCGCACUUCACCUCCAACUCCACGCGCUUCGAGUCCCUCCUCGAGCUCCGAGACGAAGCCCACUUCCUGGGCCUCGACGCCCUCGUUGAGCUCUGCACGAAGGAACUCACCCGCUACUCUCGCCUCGAUUCCCGCCCCAACCCAUCUCUCUUCGUGCGCAGCGUAUCGCCUCGGACAGUGAAAUCACAGCUCCGCCACCGACAGAAAAGCGGUACCUCUUCGUCGUCGUCGUCGAGUUCCCUCUCGAUCUCGAGAACGGGGUCAAUACAUAGUAUGCAGGCAUCGGUGCAUAGCAUACCGGAGUCGCUGGGUGCUAGUAUCAAGGAUAAAGAACACGAAACCAUUCAAGUUUCAGCGAAGAAAAUUGUCGCAUCACGGCCUCCGCUACCCAAGGAACACCCUCAGACCCCACCUACUGGUUCCACCCCACCCAACGCCCGCUCUCCCCCUACCCCUCAGUCCUGGCUCGGUAGCCAACGAAGCCGAAGUCAAAGCAGCAACGGCUCCAUUCGUCGGUUACCGCAGCAAACACCUCCUGCUGGCUGGAUCUAG